This is a messenger RNA of Paramecium tetraurelia, 942 nucleotides long. RefSeq lists its product as uncharacterized. The transcript is spliced from 3 exons. NCBI's taxonomy places the organism in Eukaryota, Ciliophora, Oligohymenophorea, Peniculida, Parameciidae. The record is from RefSeq and is a predicted model, not a curated record.
AUGUAUAAAGGUUACCCGACAGAAGUUAAAAGCAGCACAGGGUAAAGGAUAACUAGACCAUAUAGUUAAUAAAAGGAGUAUAUAGAAUUGAAGUCCUCCCUUAAAUAGCAAUCGUAAUCUUGUGAUAAAUCCAACUAAUCCACUAUACAAAAAGGCAAAGUGUCGAGCAAAUAAUAAGUGAAGAACAAAAUGAAACCAACAUAAACGCGAUUUUAAUUUUAGUAACCUUAGAGUUUAUAAACAACUCAUCGUUAUAAUGAUUCUCCGUAUGUCAAGCCGCAUUAAUAAUAACAAUUAUUUGAGUUAUAGAAAACAAUAAUGGCAGAUUCCAACCGAAUGGGUAAUAUUGUGAAUCAAAUGAAGUUCCACUCACAAACAAAAUAAAAUCCGUAACAGCCAUAAAGGCAUCACAAGUCAAAUUAUACAAAUUGCUAAGAAAAAUAACCCUAGAGUUUAAAUGGUAGUUUUGAACUCAAGAAAAGAAUUUUUACUACCAAUUAGGAGGUCAAUUCAAAAUUAAAUAUCAUUACUAAAUCUAACAGAGCAUAAUCAGUGAUGGACGAAUACAAAACCACUGCCAUAGAACUGCAAUAGACAAUGAAAAUACCAGAACCCAUCCUGCCUUAACGAAUAAUACCCUAUGAUUCUGAAACUGAAUUCGAAGGAUAUAGAAAAGGAGAUUUCUUAACAUUCCAAUCAGAUGAUGAGAGUGAAAACGAGGAUUUCUUAAGGAAAGCAGGAAUUGAAAACUUCUUAAAAAACUUGACGGAUAAGGAAAUUUUGUUAUUGGAAAAAUAUAUAUAUUUAAGAAAAUAUGAUAUGAUGGCUAAAAAUCCCAAAACAUCUACAAGGAAUGAACAAUACUUAAAUAAUAAUAAUACUUCAAGAACUUCAUAAUAAUAUUAAUAAUUUUGCAAAAUUAGUAGAUAAACUAAAAAAUGA